Molecule: messenger RNA, 4783 nt
Organism: Uranotaenia lowii
Lineage: Eukaryota; Metazoa; Arthropoda; Insecta; Diptera; Culicidae
Gene: ltl
Product: leucine-rich repeat protein soc-2 homolog
Exons: 4
Coding region: 960-3134 (724 amino acids)
Cellular component (GO): plasma membrane
Molecular function (GO): protein binding
Source: RefSeq, a predicted model, not a curated record
UUUAAAAAGGAACAUAUUCAAAUGUUCUGCUCUCAGUAGAUUUUCGACCGCACUCGAAUGCGGACAGCGCUGGUGACCUCCAAGUCGUCUAAUGGUCUUGGAAACCGUUGGCCUAAGUCUCUUUCUACCAACUAACUUACUUUGAGUGCAUGUGCUGCAGCAACGUCGUUCGAGGACUAUCGGCGGUUAUCAGACCAUAGAAGGAAUUGUUAUAUUCAUGUAUUUUGUUGUUUUUGAUAAUUCCAAUCAUAAGGGAAGAAUUGUGCCGGGGUCUAUCCCUAUUCCUUCGGGAUCUUCCACUGAUUGCGCCUUCGAGAAAGUGUUUAGUGAUAGUGUAUAAUGUGAUUCCAGCUCGGGUUGAAACACAUUAUCGGUUUUUUUAGUUGUUGUGUGGGCGGCGAUAAACAACUGAUAAAUUGGAGAAAAAUCGUCAUCAGUACCAAAGAUCCAGUCAGUGAACUAAUAACUAAACUGGUACUUUUGCAGCGAAAUCCUUCAGUCAAUCAGCUUAUCAGCAAAUCCUGAUAGUGUCGUGACUGGAUGUGUAUUUAUUUUGGCGCCAGUCGACGGUCGUUUGAGUUUUUGUUUACGUGGUAAGGAUUAAGCCUAACCGAAGGGGUGAAGUGUAAAUCGAUGCACUAAGAAAACGACUUCCAGGUGCUUCCAGGGAUCUUUAGCGGAAACUUAUCAAAAGAAGAAAAACAUAACAAAAAUAAAACCCUUCUCAAAAGGAGCUUGAACCAAAACAAAAUAAAGAAUCCAUUCAAGUCGGAAAACAACCAAGCAAAAAAGUCAGUGAAGAAGUCUUAUCACCACCAGUCGGUCAGCCCACUUAUAGUAUAGUUCUCGGGGGAGAGAUUGUUCUUGGUAAAUAAACGUAUCAGCAUAAGAAGAAGUGUUUAGUAUUCCUGUGUGAAAGUACAGCAUCAGCGUGCCAAAAGCUGCCAUCCGACGGCAGAAUGGCAACCCUACUGUAUACCAUUAUCGGCAUGACGGCCAGUGCCUCCCUGAACUGUGCAGUCCGGCGGGAAAUAUCGCCCUGUACCUGUUCGCCUCAUGGCUUCUUUGCUAACACGAUCGAGGUCAAGUGCGAACAGAUGGAAUCCUUCCAUCAGGUAGUGGACGCACUGCAGGACCGUUUUACUCCGGAUUACAACAUUUGGCUUACGAUAUCGCACUCACAACUGUAUGACCUGGCAUCGCAAUCCUUCUACGAGAUGAACAUGAACAUCAAGACGCUUAAGAUGAACUAUGACAAUUUAAGCCAUCUACCGGUAUCGACGUUUCAGAACCUACCAAGGUUAGAGUUCUUUAGUGCGUCUGAAAAUCGUCUGGAGGAAAUCCCGGCGGAAAUGUUUCAACAUAUGCCUAACGUUGGGACGCUCGAUUUUGCUAAGGGCAACCUCCGGUUUAUCAACGGGGACACCUUCAAGCAUCUACAGAACUUAAGACAUUUGAUAUUGAUAUCGAACUAUCUGGAGCGUAUUGAUACCAAAACUAUGCCACGGACUCUGCUCACGCUUCAUUAUGGACACAACAACCUGACGUCGCUCAACGGAACUUUACGUCAUCUGGAUGAGCUUAAAUUGUUGUUCAUCAACGACAAUCAUCUGACUUCUUUAGAUGAUGAGUUUCCGCUUGCUUCCCCUAAUCUGAUGUCAAUUUUUGCGCAGAACAAUAAAAUUAAAAAUCUUCCGAUCGAAAUAAAAUACUUGAAAAAUUUGGAUUCACUGAUCAUUCACAACAAUGAGCUUACAUCGUUCGAUGGCCUUCUAUCACGAUCUUCUCACCUGACCAAGUUGGUUGCAUACGGUAAUAAAAUCGACCAUUUACGUAAAGAUGAAUUCACGGAAGCCGAACGAUUGGAGGAUCUCCAGUUGGCCGAGAAUAAAUUGACAAGCUUGAACGGAUCCUUGAUGAACUUGAAAGGACUUAUUGUUGCCAAUUUGAGCUUCAAUCUUUUGAACGAGUUUUCGCUUCAAGAAAUUUCCGGUUUGCGAAAAUUACGUAUCCUGGACCUUUCCCACAAUAAGAUAGAGAUGCUCAAAGGCCGAAUGGAAAAUUUGGUUGACUCUGGUUCGAUUAUUUACGAACUACGACUGCAGCACAACCUGCUGAAAUCGCUGGAUGGUACCCUCAUGGGAUUGAACAACCUGAAGAUCCUAAACGUCGCUCACAAUCUGCUGGAAGUUAUCACACCCGACGAUCUUAUAGGAAUGGAAAAUCUCGAGCAUAUGGAUUUAUCUUUCAAUAAGCUGAAAACAUUGGAAGAACUUUCUAAGACAUUCCUUCCGUCUCUUCAGUCGGUGAAUGCAUCCUUCAAUCUGCUCACCACUCUGGACAAAGAUUUCCACGGGCUACCGGUGCUGUGUUCGGCCGAUUUAUCCAACAACAUGAUCCGGGUCAUAUCGGUAGAUUUGGUGUCACAAACACGCUGCAGUAAUCACGGAGUACCGAACAAGUUGGAGAUUUUCCUGCAAGAAAAUCCUGUUCUCUGUGACGAAUCGCUUCCAGAGCUGGUUUCACAGAUGGAAUCGUACCAUGCACGAUUGAUCGGUAUCGCUCAUUGCAUAGUUCCGCAGCAGAUUCCGAUUGAUUCGCCCAUUUUCAUGCAACCGCCGAUUCCCAUGCUGAAACCGCUGCUCAAACCACAGAUUCCGAUGGUUCCAUCUCCAGUCAUGAUCCAGCAGCCUUCUAUCGUACAGAUUCUAGUCCCGGCGCCAAUCGUUGUCCAGCAGCCAGCUUUUGCCGACUCAGCAGCCGGAAUGAUUCAGCCCUCAGUCCAGGGUAUCCAGGAUAUUCAACAACCGGUAGCAUCGCCUCCACAGAUCGCUCAUAUCCCUCAACAGCAACCUUAUGACGAGUUGAAGUACUACGCCCAACCAGAAACAGCCAUAGAAUCCGAAACACUUGCCCCGCCACAGGAAGAGAACGAUAUUGCCAAAAUUAUUACUCCGACCAGCUCGACCAUGAAAACUAUUCUAGAAUUCAAGAACAUUAUUCACGACACCUACUCAGCGAUACCACCGGAAGUUCUUCCGCUUCCUCUUGACAAGGACCCUAGCUUGGCCACUGAACCGGAAGAGCCACCAGAAACACAACAGGAUCAAGCCAUAGAGGUGUCGGAACGCUGAAUAUAAUCCAAUGCUUUUCAUUUUUUUUGAAAAAGAGAGUAACCCGCACUUUCAAUUCUGUUACUAAAAGGCAAACAUACUAAGAGGAUAAUUCCAAGCUUUGACUUCUUUUUUUUAAUCUUAAGAGUUAGCAUCUUCUUUUAUGUUGAAGUUGAAAUAAUGUCGAAGGUUCUUAAGGAUUGUUGCAAAUCCUACCCAAUGAGAGUACGAAUUUUGCCAUGGAAAGCAAGAGAUUAGAGCUUUCGAAGCUAAUGUGAUUGUUGAAUUGAUUCGAUAAACAAUAGAAAGUUAAAUACAUCAGUGUAUGCUUACUCAAAGAAACGUGAUAAGCCUGUUUGCUGAUUGACGAACUGGUUCCACUUAAAUCACUUGUUGAAUUUUGCUGGAAUAAGGAUCAACAGAUAAUUCUAGCGAUCAAAACUAGUUGUAGAUGUUAUGUAUCUUAGAAAUCUAUUGAUUUUAAUCCGAAUGACGUUAGAGAUCUACUACUCAAUGAUACAAAUUUAGAGCGCACGCAUGUAAUUUACAUGUCUUCACAUGCACACCGAGCAUUAUUUUAGUUAAUUAAGCAUGACAAUACAUACCCCUGUUAAACGAAUUGAAGAAAGAUAGAACUUACAGUUAUACGAACGAACAACUUUUUUUAUUUCUCUUAGUCUACUCUAACUUUUCACUCUAUCCACUAUAGGCUAAUUCACCGAAAAAAUCACUCCCUUUCAACACAUUUCUUUUGAAUGAUGUAUUUAUUCAUGACCAAAUCAUCUAUCUUAAUUGAUAAGAAAUUUUCUAACCAAUUAUGCCACAGAGGAGGGUUCUGAACAAUCAAACCUCAAAUCAGAAUGCAUUUUGCAUGAUUGGUUAUAUAAAGACAAGUGACACUUUCCAAUUGAAUGCAAUCGCAAAUAUACAGGUUAAAAAAAACCGUUGAGAGUGUCAGCAAAAUCUUAUAACAAAUUACUCAUUAACCGUGGACAAUGCAGUACUUCACAAGGUAAAAAUAUUUUCCUGUUCUGGUGAAACAUGUAAAAUCGUAAGCUUAUAAAAGAAAAGUAUUUCAAAUAAACAAGAAGCAUGUAACUAGCUGAACAAGCGAGUCUGUCUACUUUUUUCGAUGUUCAUAGCAAGGUUGCCGAAAUCACAGAAAAAUCUGUAUUAUCACAGAAUUUUGAGCAAAAUUUCGUCACAGAAUCUGUGUCACAAAUCACAGAAUUUUUAAAUUUUCCACAGAAUUCACAGAAUUUCUAAAUUUUGUACAGAUUUUCAAAAAUAUAAUUUUUUUUGUCAUUUUCGACUUUUUAUUUCUGACUAUAAUUUAUGAAAAUAUGAAAACAAGGUAACGUAAAUUGAUAUUUUUCAUUUAAAACUGUAGGAAAUUACCAUUUUGUUUAUGUUUGACAUGAUUUCCCUAUAAACUUAAUAAAAAAGCGUCACAGAAAACCGUCACAGAAUUUUAGGUUCAAAUCACAGAAUUCGAGAAUUUUUUUGUCAAAAACACAGAAUUUUUUUUCGGCAACCUUGGUUCAUAGGCCAGAUUUCUAUCAGAAAAUAUAUUUCCAGCUGUAAAUCUAUUACUGUAAAUCACCGUGGAAUUCAUGUGUAAAAUGUAAUGCAAAUCUAUACGUUAAAUAAAGUGAUACAAUACUGUUUAA